CGGACGGUGAUGGCGGCGGUCGCAGCGGACCCAGCUGCAGCUGCCGUCCCGGCCUCUGCUGAGGACAGAGAGACACAGCCCGAGGCAAUGCCAGACCUGGAUCAACAGUGGCGCCAAAUCGGGAAUGGGCGAGAGCGUCCACUGCGAGCUGGCGAAAGCUGGUUCCUUGUGGAGAAACACUGGUAUAAACAGUGGGAGGCGUAUGUGAAGGGAGGGGAUCAAGAUGCUAGCACCUUUCCUGGCAGUAUCAACAAUUCGGGGCUCUUUGAAGAUCAGAUAAGCUGGCACCUCAGGGAGAGACUGGUAGAAGGAGAUGAUUAUGUGCUGCUCCCAGCGCCUGCUUGGAACUACCUGGUCAGCUGGUAUGGCUUAAAGGAUGACCAGCCACCUAUUGAGCGCAAGGUCAUAGAACUUCCUGGCAUUCGAAAGGUGGAAGUGUACCCAAUAGAGCUGCUGCUCGUUCAGCACAGUGAUAUGGAAACAGCUCUCACCAUUCAGUUUAGCUAUUCUGAUUCUGUCGACCUAGUCUUGCAAACAGCCCGGGAGCAGUUUCUGGUAGAGCCUCAGGAAGACACGCGCCUCUGGACCAAGAACUCAGAGGGCUCUUUGGAUCGAUUAUGUAACACGCAGAUCACACUGCUUGAUGCCUGCCUUGAGACUGGGCAGUUGGUCAUCAUGGAGACCCGAAACAAAGAUGGCACUUGGCCCAGCGCUCAGCUGUGUGGCAUGAACAACAUGCCGGACGAGGAUGAGGACUUCCAGGGCCAACCAGGCAUCUGUGGCCUUACCAAUCUGGGCAACACGUGCUUCAUGAACUCGGCCCUACAGUGCCUCAGCAAUGUGCCACAGCUUACGGAGUACUUUCUCAACAACCGCUACCUGGAGGAGCUCAACUUCCGGAACCCUCUGGGCAUGAAGGGUGAGCUUGCUGAGGCCUAUGCAGAUCUGGUAAAGCAGACUUGGUCUGGCUACCACCGCUCCAUUGUGCCGAAUGUUUUCAAGAACAAGGUUGGCCAUUUCGCAUCCCAGUUUCUGGGCUACCAGCAGCAUGACUCACAGGAACUACUGUCAUUCCUCCUGGAUGGACUACAUGAGGACCUCAAUCGAGUCAAAAAGAAAGAAUAUGUUGAGCUAUGCAAUGGUGCUGGGCGGCCUGAUCUGGAAGUGGCUCAGGAAGCCUGGCAGAACCACAAACGACGAAAUGAUUCUGUGAUUGUGGACACUUUCCAUGGCCUCUUCAAGUCUACACUGGUGUGCCCUGAUUGUGGCAAUGUUUCUGUGACCUUUGACCCCUUCUGCUACCUCAGUGUCCCACUGCCUGUCUGCUCCAGGAGGGUCUUGGAGGUCUUCUUUGUCCCCAUGGAUCCCCGCCGCAAGCCAGAACAGCACCGGGUUGUAGUCCCUAAGAAGGGCAAUAUCUCAGAUCUGUGUGUGGCUCUGUCCACACAUACAAGUGUUGCACCAGAUAAGAUGAUAGUAGCUGAUGUCUUCAGUCACCGAUUCUAUAAGCUCUACCAGCUGGAGGAUCCUCUGAGUGGCAUCUUGGAUCGUGAUGAUAUCUUUGUAUAUGAGGUGACUGGACGGAUUGAGCCUGUUGAGGGUUCAAGAGAUGAUAUUGUGGUUCCUGUUUACCUGCGGGAGCGCACCCCGUCCAGAGACUACAACAACUCCUACUACGGUCUGAUACUUUUUGGGCACCCUCUCCUGGUGUCAGUGCCCCGGGACCGGUUCUCCUGGGAGGGCCUAUAUAACAUCUUGAUGUACCGGCUUUCACGAUAUGUGACCAAACCCACCUCAGAUGACGAUGAUGGGGAUGAGAAAGGUGAUGAGAAUGAGGAUGAGGAUGUCGAAGAUGACAGCAGCAGUGAAGAAGAAAAGGAGGAAAUGUCUGGACCUACCGAUAAUGAUGGUACCCAAGAAUCAGAGCAGGAGCAGGCUGGGACCAGCUCUGGGGUCACCGGAAGAUGCCCAUCCCUCUUAGACAACAGCCUCCACACAUCGCAGUGGCCCCCAAGGCGACGACGAAAGCAAUUGUUUACUCUGCAGACAGUGAACUCCAAUGGAACCAGUGACCGGACCACCUCCCCUGAAGAAGCCCAAACUCAGCCGUACAUUGCCAUGGAUUGGGAACCAGAGAUGAAGAGGCGCUAUUAUGAUGAAGUAGAGGCUGAGGGCUAUGUGAAGCAUGACUGCGUGGGAUACAUGCUGAAGAAGAAUCCAGUGCAGCUGAAGGAGUGCAUCAAACUCUUCACCACUGUGGAAACCCUUGAGAAGGAGAACCCUUGGUAUUGCUCCUCCUGCAAGCAGCACCAGCUAGCCACUAAGAAACUGGACCUCUGGAUGCUACCUGAAGUUCUCAUUAUCCAUCUGAAGCGUUUUUCAUUUUCCAAAUUUUCCCGGGAGAAGCUGGACACCCUGGUGCAGUUUCCUAUCCGGGAUCUGGAUUUCUCUGAGUUUGUCAUCAAACCAAAGAAUGAGUCUGCUCCAGACCUGUACAAAUAUGAUCUCAUCGCAGUUUCCAACCAUUAUGGUGGCAUGCGUGAUGGACACUAUACAACAUUUGCCUGCAACAAGGACAGUGGCCAGUGGCACUACUUUGAUGACAACAGUGUCUCACCUGUGAAUGAGAAUCAGAUUGAGUCCAAGGCAGCCUAUGUCUUGUUCUAUCAACGCCAAGAUGUGGGUCGACGCCAGUCCCAGACUGCUUCAUCUGAGACCCCCACCUCUCCUGCUUCGAGUUCUACACCCAACUCUGACAUCAUGGAUGUCAACUAAGGAGACCUGAAACCUAUUGCAGAGAAGGAAGCCCCCUUUGCCACUCUUUCUUGUCUACUCUCUCUCUUACUUGUGUUCAUCUUUCCCCUCCCCCCAACAUUGCAGGCUUAGUCUGUUGCUACUGUUCUCUUGUACCGCUGUAUUACUCUCUCAGAAAGAAGAGGCCCUGUGCCCCUGGCGGUGUGCUCCUGCCUGUGUGUGCCCGUACAGCAGUGACUUCCCCUCCUAGUCUUAUUUAUGCUCCCCUUCCCUCUUUUCCUCAUGCCAAAGUGUUCUUAGUGGCUGAUUCGGGGGGGUUCACAUGAACACAGAGUGUAUUUUCUUAUUGAGACCAUACCUUCUCUGUGUUAAGUAUACAUAAAAAGACCAAGACUCCUAUGUUCAGCAGUGUGGUUUAUUUCUUCGUAUGUACUUAUUAUGCACCAGCCAUAGGUCUUUGUUCUGUGUAAUUACUGAAGGUAUGUGGUUGAUGCUAUUCUGAAUGGGUUUGUUGAUUUUGAGACAGGGUCUGUCUGUAUAGCUCUCGAUGUCCUGGAACUCACUGUGGACCAGGCUGACCUUCAGCUCAGAAAUUAGGCCUCUGCCUCCUAAGUGCUGGGAUUAAAGGUAUGGCUACAACACCUA
Molecule: messenger RNA, 3399 nt
Organism: Rattus norvegicus (Norway rat)
Lineage: Eukaryota; Metazoa; Chordata; Mammalia; Rodentia; Muridae
Gene: Usp11
Product: ubiquitin specific peptidase 11
Exons: 21
Coding region: 10-2775 (921 amino acids)
Biological process (GO): protein deubiquitination
Cellular component (GO): nucleus; cytoplasm; chromosome
Molecular function (GO): cysteine-type deubiquitinase activity
Source: RefSeq, marked validated